Rotaria socialis is the source of this 330-nucleotide messenger RNA. The record is from the annotation of a GenBank genome assembly. NCBI's taxonomy places the organism in Eukaryota, Metazoa, Rotifera, Eurotatoria, Philodinida, Philodinidae.
AUGGAUCAUGUUCUAUUAAAUGAACCGUGCUACACAUUUAUAGUGUGUAACUAUUCAGAAUUAAUACUUCGCAUUAAUCGAGUGAAACCAGAACAUUAUCGGGAAGAUUUACUAUAUUUCAAUCGACGUUAUCGCAGCGAUGAAGAACAAGAGCAAGAUAAUAAAUUACCUGAUGAAGAAUUAUUAAAUGAAAUUAUACAAACAAACUGUCAAUUGAAUGAACCAAGAGAUAUAAGAGUUCCUUUGAAGGCAUAUUUUACGAAAUCAUCUGGAGUAGGCCAACUAUUUAUAUUAAUUGAAUCAACCGAAAAGGCACGCGCUGAAUUUUGA